Molecule: messenger RNA, 1224 nt
Organism: Angiostrongylus costaricensis
Lineage: Eukaryota; Metazoa; Nematoda; Chromadorea; Rhabditida; Metastrongylidae
Source: the annotation of a GenBank genome assembly
AUGGAAACAUAUUUGAACACUAUAGAACGUACACUGUUUAUCUUAUGGUUUUUUGUCGCAAAAACUGCUGAGGAAGCCAAAGAGCAAGCUCAAAAAAUCGGCGGUAAAGACUAUGUCAUCAAGGCGCAAGUCUUGGCUGGUGGUCGGGGAAAGGGACGCUUUGAUUCUGGUCUUCAGGGUGGAGUGCAAGUCGUUUUUACACCGGAUGAAGCUAUGGAAAAGGCGAGAAUGAUGAUCGGAGCCAAGCUCAUCACCAAGCAGACGGAUCAUCGUGGCAAACUGUGUGAGGAGGUGAUGGUGUGUAAACGACUCUUUACCCGCCGUGAGUACUACUUGUCUAUAACACUUGACAGGAACACAAAUGGGCCUAUUCUGAUAGCAUCAUCAAAAGGUGGCGUUAACAUCGAGGAAGUAGCAGCUACUGACCCUGAAGCGAUCGUGAAGGUUCCAAUUGAUAUGUGUGUUGGUGUGAGUGCUGAAAUUGCUGCUGAUGUAGCUGAGAAGAUGGGUUUCCAGGGUACUUGUGCAGAGCAAGCAGCUGACAUAAUAAUGAAGUUAUAUAAGCUUUUUCGCAAAACAGAUGCCACACUUCUGGAAAUUAACCCAUUGGCGGAAGACGUUAAUGGUGACGUGUACUGCAUGGAUUGCAAGAUGCUGCUUGAUACUAAUGCAGAGUUUCGUCAAAGGGAACUAUUUGCUCUCAAAGACAACAAGCAAGAAGAUCCUCUAGAAAUCCGUGCCGCUGCUGCUAAUUUGAAUUACAUCCGUCUUGAUGGUAAUAUCGGUUGUAUGGUCAAUGGUGCUGGCCUUGCUAUGGCUACGAUGGACAUAAUUAAGCUUCACGGAGGGGAACCAGCGAAUUUCCUCGAUGUCGGUGGAGGAGCCACUGUGGAACAGGUCACUGAAGCGUUUAAAAUCAUCACUGCUGACGAGAAAAAGGUGAACGCUAUUCUAGUCAAUAUUUUUGGUGGCAUUAUGCGUUGUGAUGUUAUUGCGCAAGGUAUUAUAAAGGCGGCUAAGGAAUUAAAUCUUAAGAUUCCGAUCGUCGUUCGCCUUCAAGGUACAAAAGUAGAAGAUGCGAAAGCCCUUAUAGCUACGUCACAGCUGAGAAUUCUUCCAUGCGAUAAUUUAGAUGAGGCUGCGAAAAUGGUGGUGAAAUUGUCCGACAUUGUUCACUUGGCCCGUGCUGCACAGAUCGAUGUCAAAUUCGAAUUGUCCAUAUAA